This is a messenger RNA of Solea senegalensis (Senegalese sole), 2354 nucleotides long. RefSeq names its product ceramide synthase 5-like. Gene Ontology annotation, biological process: ceramide biosynthetic process. Gene Ontology annotation, cellular component: membrane. NCBI's taxonomy places the organism in Eukaryota, Metazoa, Chordata, Actinopteri, Pleuronectiformes, Soleidae. Bases 322 to 1464 code for a protein of 380 amino acids. The record is from RefSeq and is a predicted model, not a curated record. The transcript is spliced from 10 exons. Gene Ontology annotation, molecular function: sphingosine N-acyltransferase activity; DNA binding.
CCCCCUUGUCACGCACUCUGCGCACACACCGCUCUCGAAUUGGCUCCUACGUGUCAAGCUAGCGGUCUAUCCUGUUAAGUUAGCUCGGAGAGAGGAGUUAACCAGAAGUGAUGCUGUAAUGUAGAAGAGAGGAGGAGGUGGGGACACACAGCUUUCACCGCUGUCAGGGCGAACACGUUAGUUAACUUAGCAACACAUGUUAGAGAAGUCAAUCCUCCUUCAUUUGUUUUUUGGAUUUACCUGUUGCUUUUUUCUUGGCUUGUUUUCGUCUUCUUUUCCCCCGCUUCUUCUGAGCGCCUGUGUUGUCCCGCUGUCCCCCCGAUGACUUCCUCUAUCUCGGCCUGGUUUUGGAGCGAUAGGUUCUGGCUUCCCGAAAACGUUUCAUGGGUGGACCUGGAGCAUCCGCCACCUGGUGUGGAGUACCCACGAAUAGGACAUGUUCUUUACGCUUUGCCCCUGUCCGUGGGAGUUUUCCUUCUGAGGCUGUUGUUUGAAAGGCUGGUGGCCAAGCCCUGUGCCCACAUACUUCAGAUUCAGGCGGGAGUGCCUCGGCAAGCUCAGCCCAAUGCUGUCCUGGAGAAGCUGUACCAGUCCAAAACGAGUCCAGACACAAGGCAACUGGAUGGACUCUCCAAACAGCUGGACUGGGAUGUACGGAAAAUACAGAGAUGGUUUCGUGUCCGUCGGAACCAGGACAGGCCCAGUCUGCAGACCAAGUUCUGUGAGAGCAUGUGGCGGUUUACGUUUUACUUGGGGAUUUUUAUCUAUGCCAUUCAACAUUUGUGGGUGUCACCUUGGACGUGGGACACCAGACUGUGUUGGCACAAAUAUCCAUUCCAGCCUCUGAGCCCUGGACAGUACAACCACUAUGUCGCAGAGCUGGCUUUCUAUUGGUCGCUGAUGUUUUCCCAGUUCACAGACAUUAAACGUAAGGACUUCUUCAUCAUGCUAGUCCACCACCUGGCCACCAUCAUCCUCAUCACAUUCUCCUAUGCCAACAACAUGCUACGAGCCGGUACUUUGGUCAUGUGCGUGCACGAUGCAGCAGACAUCUUCCUUGAGGCAGCCAAGCUGGCCAACUAUGCCAAGUACCAAAGGCUGUGUGAUGGUCUGUUUGUGGUGUUCAGCAUAUGCUUCUUUAUCACUCGACUCGUCAUCUAUCCUUUCUGGAUUGUUUACAGUGUUCUGAUUGAGAGCUGGGAGAUCGUGGGGCCGUACCAGGCCUGGUGGCUGUUCAAUGGGCUGCUGUUGGUCCUGCAGACUCUUCACAUCAUCUGGUUCUACCUCAUCGCUCGUAUUGCUAUUAAAGCCAUAUUCAAGGGAAAGGUGGCGAAAGAUGACCGCAGUGACAUCGAGAGCAGCUCGGACGAAGAGAUUAAUAACUCCAGCGGUGGUAAAAACCCCAGUCAGAGUCUGACCCCAAAGAGCACUGGUAAUCUUAAUGGAGAAACUCACGACCACUGAGCACCAACAUGAGGACAUGUACUCCCACUGUGGCUGUCGCUCACCGUCCGUGUGCCUGUGGGGCCCCCGCGUCGUCACCUGACCGCCUGAAAAGAUGAUUUUGUUUUUGUUUUUCCGGAGAGAAAAGAGGAACUGGACGCAGCUCCGUGUGUGGGAUACAGACGUAGCACUGUGUUACUGAGUCAGGUUUACACCGUGUGACGUUUACCCCUGCGUUGUGCUUACAGAAGCAGACUUGUGUGCACCCGCGUGCUCUGUGUGUUUCCUCACAGCUGCAGCAAAGCAUGACCCAGUGCGUGUCUACACCUCAUUUUUUUUUUUGUUUAUACAGACAUGGAUAUUUUACAAGUGAAUUUGAUUUAAAAUUUAAAAAAAAAGUGGCAUACAUGUUGCUUUGAUUACAGAAUCGCUUCUAUAAGCUCAUGCAGUGAGACAACAUAUGUUUAAAAUCCACAGUUGCAUUAAUGAUCUUAUUAUUUACGACGGGAGAGUUAGACUUGCUGCGUUCGAGUCUCCUCCAGCACAUUCUCCGUGGAGAUAAGGUCUGGACUCUGUGGUGGCUAAUCCAAGUGUGAAAACGAUGACUCAUGCUGCCUGAACCACUCUUUCACAAUUGGAGCUCGCUGAAUGGUGGCAUUGUCAUGAAAAACCUGAUCAUUCAGUACAUUUAGGCCGUCAGGUGAACCUGAAGCAACCGAAGCAAACUAGGAUCAUAACACUGCCCCCACAGGGUUACAGAGUAAGCCCAAAUAUUUGACAGCUGUUAAACAAUUCACCCAGUCAUGCAUCUGCCUCACUCUGCUGUAAGCCAAGAAAUUCCAAAGGCCUCUUAUGUCUCUUUAUAGAAUACCAAAGAUUUCUUAAUAAAAAAAAAAUCUGCAUCAAAUCCA